This is a messenger RNA of Papaver somniferum (opium poppy), 1416 nucleotides long. RefSeq names its product hydroquinone glucosyltransferase-like. Lineage: Eukaryota; Viridiplantae; Streptophyta; Magnoliopsida; Ranunculales; Papaveraceae. The transcript has a single exon. Gene Ontology annotation, molecular function: UDP-glycosyltransferase activity. The coding region runs from base 1 to 1416 and encodes 471 amino acids. The record is from RefSeq and is a predicted model, not a curated record.
AUGGAAGAACAUACUGAUCUUCUACCCCAUGUGAUUAUCAUUCCGAGUCCAGGUAUGGGUCAUCUCAUACCAAUCACCGAGUUCGCCAAACGCCUUGUUCUUGAUCAUGGUUUCUCAGCCACACUCCUUAUUCCAACAGAGACUAAUUCUCCAUUUGAAGCUCUGAUUUCUCUACCACGUGAUAUCAAUACAAUCUUUUUAUCUCCUGUUGAUUUGAGUGACCUUUCUAAAGAUACUGAGAUCGGUACUCGGAUUACUGCGACUAUGAACCGGUCUCUUCCUUCGGUUUCUGACUCGGUUAGAACCAUUACUUCAACUCAUAGAGUCGUCUGUAUGGUUGUUGAUCUUUUCUCUACAGGUGCUAUUGAUAUUGCUAAUGAAUUUAGCAUCAAUAAUGCUUAUAUAUUUAUUUCAUCAACUGCUAUGCUUUUGUCUUCGAUUUACCAUGCACCCAAACUGGACCAGGCUUACUCUUGUGAGUAUAGAGAUGUACCUGGCCUGAUUCAGAUUCCAGGUUGUGUACCGAUCCGCGGGGCCGAUCUUAUGAACCCAUUUGAAGAUAGGAAGACAGAGGCUUAUGCAAGUUUUUUACAGUGUUGGAAAAAGUUAAAUUUGGGUAAGGGCAUCUUCAUUAAUAGCUUUGAGGAAAUUGAAUAUGGUGCUAUUGAGGUUUUGAAUGGGAAACAAUGGGAUAAUCCGCCGGUUUAUGCAAUUGGACCGCUUACUAGAACUGGUGUACGCGAUGGCGGAUCUGACGAGUUAGGUUGUCUGAAGUAUUUAGAUAACCAACCACCCAGCUCUGUUUUGUUUGUGUCGUUCGGUAGCGGAGGAACUCUCUCUGGUGAGCAACUAACUGAAUUGGCUUUAGGGUUGGAAAUGAGUAACCAAAGGUUUUUGUGGUUCUUAAAAAGUCCUGCUCCUAUUGACAAGGCUGCAAGUACAUGUUACUUGAGUGCCCAAAGUGUUGAGGAUCCUUCUGUAGUCUUACCAAAAGGGUUUUUGGAUAGAACCCUAGAUUCGGGUAUGGUUGUUUCUUCAUGGGCACCACAAGUUGAAAUACUUAGUCACAAAUCAACCGGUGGGUUUUUAAGCCAUUGUGGGUGGAACUCAACCCUUGAAAGCAUCUUGCAGGGUGUACCCUUAAUUGCAUGGCCACUCUUUGCAGAGCAGACGAUGAAUGCGGUUAUGCUCACAGAAAACAUGAAAGUAGCUCUAAGGCCUAAACCAAUGGAAAAUGGGAUUAUAGGACGUGAUGAGAUUUGUAAGGUUGUGAAGGAACUUAUGGAAGGUGAAGAAGGAAAGAAAGUUAAGAGGAAGAUGGGUGAACUCAAAAGUGUUGCGACUAGCACAUUGGCCGAAGGUGGCUCCUCGUUUAAAACAUUUGCCAAGGUCGUAAAUGUGUGGAAAAAAUAUUAG